Messenger RNA from Exophiala viscosa, 1191 nucleotides. RefSeq names its product chitinase. Lineage: Eukaryota; Fungi; Ascomycota; Eurotiomycetes; Chaetothyriales; Herpotrichiellaceae. Gene Ontology annotation, cellular component: extracellular region. Gene Ontology annotation, molecular function: chitin binding; chitinase activity. The transcript has a single exon. The record is from RefSeq and is a predicted model, not a curated record. The coding region runs from base 1 to 1191 and encodes 396 amino acids. Gene Ontology annotation, biological process: chitin catabolic process; carbohydrate metabolic process.
AUGGGUGGCGGUCACGGCAUCAGAUCUGUGGUCUACUACGUGAAUUGGGCGCCGUACGGACGCAACCAUCAUCCUCAAGACCUUCUUGCCGAGAACCUUACCCACGUCCUCUAUGCGUUCGUGAACGUGAGACCCGAAUCCGGAGAAGUAUACCUCACAGACCCGUGGUCAGAUACCGACAAGCACUACGAAGGUGAUAGCUGGAAUGAUGUUGGCACUAAUGUCUACGGUUGUGCAAAGCAACUCUUUCUGCAGAAGAAGAAAAACCGGAACUUGAAGCUGUUAUUGAGCAUUGGCGGCUGGACCUACUCUUCGAACUUUGCUCAGCCGGCAAGCACCGAGAGCGGCAGGAAGAAGUUCGCCGAGAGCGCGGUCAAAUUGAUAGAAGACUUGGGCUUUGACGGCAUUGAUAUCGACUGGGAGUAUCCAAAGAAUGCUGCUGAGGCAGAGGACUAUGUCAGACUGUUGCACGAGACCAGGAAAGCUCUGGAUGCUGCAGCGGCCAAGCGUCAUCACACCCGCUUUUAUCUGACCGUGGCAUGUCCUGCAGGACCAUCAAAUUUCGAGAAGCUAAAAAUCGCAGAAAUGGAUCGGCUGUUGGACUUUUGGAACCUCAUGGCCUACGACUUUGCAGGCUCGUGGGAUCAAAUAGCCGCCCAUCAAGCUAACCUGUUUCCAUCAAGAUCACACCCUGCACAGACACCGUUCAGUACCGUUGCGGCGAUUGAGCACUACACCAAGCAUGGCGUACAUCCUUCGAAGAUCGUGCUUGGAAUGCCUCUGUACGGUCGCGCCUUCACGUCCACUUCUGGUCCGGGCCAUCCUUACAGCGGAGUGGGCGAAGGAAGCUGGGAGCAAGGAGUCUGGGACUACAAGGCUCUCCCGAAGCCUGAUAGUACCGAGUAUCACGAUCACGAGAUUGGUGCAAGCUGGAGCUACGCCCCAUCUUCGAAGACCAUGAUCACCUACGAUACUCCUGUAGUUGUGGCACAAAAAGCAGCCUUUGUGCGAGACUAUGGCCUCGGAGGCGGAAUGUGGUGGGAGUCCAGUGGCAACAAGCCAGCUGGCAGUGGCGAUCUCAUCGAGGCAUUCCUGAUGCACAGCGGUGGGCACAGUCGAUUGGAAGAUGUGCCAAAUUGUCUGGACUAUCCCGAGAGCAAGUACGAUAAUCUGCGAAGGAGGUUCGACUGA